AUGUCCACCUUCAACCCUUUUCGAUCCGAGCGACUAGCUUAUCGAGCCAUUGAAGACACACCGGAAGACGACGAUUUCAUUCAUUCCAUCCAGUCCGAUCCCCUAUCGUACGCGACCUCAAAUUCAACACUAUUAAAGCCUCAAACGAAAAGUGAUACAUUGAAUGGCUACAAGAAAAAUCUUGUUAAGGACACACUUUUAGCAGUUAUCAUCUUACUACCAACCCCGAAUGCCCAUGACCAACCUGGAACGGCUGGCCCUCCCCAGGAAAUGUGGACGUCGAUCGGAAUUAUAGCUCUCAAAAAGGACGAACCGGGUCACGGCCAUCAUCGCAAAAGUUCUAUCAGCAUCGAUAUUGCUAAGCCCUAUCAGAAUUAUGGCUACGGAAGCGAAGCGAUUGAAUGGGCGGUAGAUUGGGGGUUUCGGAAAGCUGGUUUGCACCGUAUCGCAGUUGAAGCUUUCUCUUAUAACCAAGGUGCUACACGCCUUUAUGAGCGCUUGGGCUUUCAAUUUGAAGGACGGCAAAGAGAAGCUAUCUGGUACGAUGGAGAUUGGCAUGAUCUGUUAACCUUCGGCAUGCUGGACCGAGAAUGGAAAGGACAGCAACAGACCUAG
Molecule: messenger RNA, 615 nt
Organism: Aspergillus bombycis
Lineage: Eukaryota; Fungi; Ascomycota; Eurotiomycetes; Eurotiales; Aspergillaceae
Product: GNAT family N-acetyltransferase
Exons: 1
Coding region: 1-615 (204 amino acids)
Molecular function (GO): acyltransferase activity, transferring groups other than amino-acyl groups
Source: RefSeq, a predicted model, not a curated record